CUGUGUCCCUCGGACACAGCAAAUCACCGAUCACGGAAAGAGCCGAAGAUGUCAGCUCGGUCAUGUGAUCAGCUGUGUCCAAUCACCGCUAAACACAUGGACAUGUACACUGGUCAUCAGGGCACUGAUGAUCAGUGUGCCCUGAUGAUCAGUGUAGCCCCAGCAGUGCCACCUGUCAGUGUCCAUCAGUGCCUCGUGCCAGUGCCCAUCAGUGCCACAUAUCAGUGCCUACCAGUGCACAUCAAUGCCACAUAUCAGUGCCCAUCUGAGCUGCCUUUCAGAGCCGCCUAUCAGUACCAGUCAGUGCCACCUAUCAGUGCCAGUCAGUGCCACCUAUCAGUGCCAUAUACAGGGCCAUGUAUCAGUGCUGCCUUUCAGUGCCCAUCAGUGAUGCCUGUCAAUGCCCAUCAGUGCCACCUACCAGUGCCUCAUCAG
This is a messenger RNA of Staurois parvus, 435 nucleotides long. The record is from the annotation of a GenBank genome assembly. Lineage: Eukaryota; Metazoa; Chordata; Amphibia; Anura; Ranidae.